This is a messenger RNA of Rhizophagus irregularis DAOM 181602=DAOM 197198, 1368 nucleotides long. RefSeq lists its product as uncharacterized. NCBI's taxonomy places the organism in Eukaryota, Fungi, Glomeromycota, Glomeromycetes, Glomerales, Glomeraceae. The record is from RefSeq and is a predicted model, not a curated record. Gene Ontology annotation, cellular component: cytoplasm. Gene Ontology annotation, biological process: glycoprotein catabolic process. Gene Ontology annotation, molecular function: protein binding.
AUGAUUCUCGACUUUAUAAAUAACUUAAUAAAUGAAAAUUUUCCGACUAGUUCAUCGUCGAACGAUGACUGUGAAAAUUUAGAAGCUGGAAAAGUUUACGAUGAUACUAGCGGAGGAACUUUGAGUGAUAGAUUUUCGCUUCAUGUUGUACCGGUCGAUGAAAAGAAUAAUUUAUUUAUAAAUAGAAUCUCUUAUAAUACACAAACUAACGCUUAUUAUGAGAAUGGAAUUUUAUCUAAUAAAUAUUUAAAGAAAUGGGCGGAAGGAACUUAUCAAUGGGAUAAUAUUAAAUUAAAAAUUGAAUAUGAUUGGAAGAAAAUAUAUUUAGCAAGAGUUCCUGAUACCGAAAAAAGAACUCCUAUCAAUGAAAUAAUGAAUGAUGAUGGUGAAAUUUCUUGGAAAUUUGAUUAUCGUAUUGGUAGUUACAUUAUUAAUUCUCUUAUUUUAAGAUUAUCAUUUGGUACUUUUGAUAAUUCUGCGAGCGUUCAAUGGUUUAUUAAACCAUUACCCACGAUGAAAAAUCCAGACCCAGGUUGGAAAUUAAUUCAAGUUAAUACAUCUGGUCAAAAUGUAAAUGAGAUAGUUGAUGUUAGUCAAUUUGUUAAAGAUGAAUAUGGUUUUAUAUUACAAGUUCGUUUAAGUGGCGGUGACGAAUCUCCAAUUAAAUGGCAAAAAUCUCAAUUAUUUAGACAAAAUUUUAGUGUAUUGGAUAAAAAUUUAGAAGCUGAAAAUGAUGAAACUUUUGGAUUGGACGUUAAUGUUGAAUUAAAACCUGAUGUUAUUGUCGACCCUUUAAUAAAAUUAUCGGGUUUGAAUGAUUCAACGCGUGAUUUUGUUAUCCAUUAUGAAUUUUCGGCUGAUGAUUACCAAAUUAUUUCAAGUUCUAGCUCUCUCGAUAAGGAAAUCGACAAAGAGGAAACCGAUAAGGAAGAAAUCGAUAAGGAGGAAACCGAUAAGGAGGAAAUCGAUAAGGAACCUAAGGAUCUUCAUGUUCACUCAGAGUUAUUAUCAAAUCAUUUUAGUAAAUUAUUGGAAUCAAAAAUGGGUGAAUCACAAGACAAAUCAAUCACUUUGAAUGAUUCUGAUAUUUCUUAUGAAUCAUUAGAAAUUAUUCUUAAUUAUCUUUAUACUGGUAAACUUCCAAUCAUUGAAAGUUAUGAUAAUUGGAUCACAUUAUUUUGUGAUGCUUCUAAAUUUUUUAUACCUACUUUAGUUCAAAGAUGUGAGAUGGAAUUAAGAAGUUAUUUGAAUCAUGAUAAUUUAAAUGAGGUUAAAACCAUUGCUAAUGAAUAUGGUGCUGAGCAAUUACUACGAUAUUGUGAUAAUUUUGAACCACCAUUAAGUCAACAGUUGAUUGAAAUUAGUUAA